Molecule: messenger RNA, 2886 nt
Organism: Hyalella azteca
Lineage: Eukaryota; Metazoa; Arthropoda; Malacostraca; Amphipoda; Hyalellidae
Product: putative sodium-coupled neutral amino acid transporter 11
Exons: 11
Coding region: 242-1675 (477 amino acids)
Biological process (GO): amino acid transmembrane transport
Molecular function (GO): amino acid transmembrane transporter activity
Source: RefSeq, a predicted model, not a curated record
UUUAUAUUUUUCAGGUGAUAUAUAUUUUUCUGGUGAUAACAUACCAUUAUGCAAAUUUUCCUACAACGUACCAAAAAAUUCAUUAUUUAUGCAUAAUAUACUGAAUAAAUUUGAUUGAAUUCGCACAAGUUCAUCUCCUAACUAAUAGGAACGCAUUAGUCCAAGUGCUCACUAUUCAAGAAAAAACACUGGUCUUGGUGCUCUUGAUAUACUGAGGGAACUUCAGCCGCUCUCGCAUGGGAUGACUUCAACGGAAGAUUCGAGCCUCGCCGCCGAAAAGCAACGAAUUGUACAGCCUGAGGCCAAGUCAUACAGCAACGGUGUUAAUCAUGGCGCGACACUGGGCUCGCUCAUGGCCCCCAACAAGACCGACAGCUCUGAUGCUCUGCACUCGACCUCCCCGUCACCGAGCACCGCCUGGGACACCUUCAGCGCCCACGUUAACUACGUCAACGCAGUUAUCGGCAGCGGCAUCAUCGCCAUGCCGUUCGCGCUACGCGAGGCAGGGUUGGUGCUGGGUGUGGUGGUGAUCGUGCUGGUGGCGGUGGUGACGGACAUAUCGCUGGUGUUGCUGAUGAGGGCAGGAAGGGCUGCUCGCACCAACACCUACCAGGACACUGCACUAGCAUUCCUGGGGACGCCUGGCUUCAUCGUGUGUGGUGGCCUGCAGUUCGCGGUGCCUUACUUGUCGAUGAUCAGCUACAACCUGGUGGCGGGUGACGCCCUCCCGAAGGUGUUGCAGAGGAUGGCAGAGCUGAACCCUCACAGCGUCUGGCUGAGCCGCGAGCUGCACAUAGCGAUGGUGACUCUGCUGGUGACACUACCCCUGUCAUGCGUGAGGAGCAUCAAGACGCUGGCACACUCGGCGCUGCUGUCAAUUGCCAUCCUGGCAGUGCUGGCCAUUUCGAUUGCCCUCAGAGUCCCGGUCAUGACGGAGCUAGAGUUUAUUAUUGCCUCGGGCCUGGGUCCAGCUCAGGCCAUCGUAACGUUCGGCUUUGGCAUCCAUCAAAUUUCGUUCUCGCUCUACCGAUCACUUGAUGAAAACGUUCAGCGAUGGAACGAGACGACACACGCGUCGCUGGCCGCGUCUGCUGGGCUGUGCAUCUUCAUCGCGAUCGCUGGCUACGUAACGUUUGGCAAAUUCACGCAAGGAGACCUACUUGAGAAUUACUGCUGGCGCGACGACCUCAUGAACGUGAUGCGAUGUCUCUUCGUCUUCACGGUGCUCUUCACAUUUCCCUCUGAGUGCUUCGCUGCCAGAGAGGUCAUCGAGACCUCAUUCUUCGGGAAAAGCCAGCCGGCGUCCACACUUCGUCAUUACGGGAUUUCCUUGGCUUUGGUGGUUUCGGCAAUGCUGCUGUCAUUCAGCACCAGAUGUCUCGCCUUCGUGCUGCAACUUACCGGUUUGUUCUUCAUGUGCCCUCUCGCGUUCAUGCUACCGAGUAUUUUGUUCAUCAAGUCGCAAGAGAACAAGACGUUCUCACGGCAGAACGUCUCCGCCCUCCUGGUGCUGACAUUCAGCAUAAUUGCUACCAUAGCAGGCAUCACUACCUUGAUCUCAGACUACGUCACACUCAGUACUUGCUCAGACGGUUUUCAGAUGGACUACUGCUUCACUGAAGUCAAUGGUACUAAAGUGCCUAUCAAAUUCACAUUCCUGGGCGUCGACUAUUGACCAGUAGGUUCAGCGGUGAACGCAGUUGUCAUGUCGGGGCUGAACCGUUUGCCCAUCGAGCUGCAAGUUCCUGACGCAAUUAAAUUUCGGUUAUCGAACCUAGGAAGCUGCUCAGUUGUUAUUUGUUCGUGGUCAUUUACCUGGGCUUUGCUUUUUUACAAUAAUGGAUUUGAAACAAAAGAGACACAAGACUCGGUAUCAUGAACAUUCCAAUGGCAGGCGGUGGCUCGUGAAAUAAUUCAACAAGAUCCAGCCGUUAACCGCGUUGGUGACAUACGAUGGUUGAUUACAAUUACCAUGGUACAUACAAUGUAAAAAGUCGUGUAUAUAUAAGCGGAUUGGGGGCCAGGUUAGUUGUGUGUUACUGCAGUAAAUUGUUCGACGAUAUCCUUUGGAAAAUUAUUUUAUUUUGCCUGAAUGUAUUAUGUUAGAAAAUGUUUCAGUAUUUAUUGCGCAGUUAGGAAGAACUUAAUCAGAAGAAUGCAUGCAGAUUGCUCGAGUCGAAAUUAUAUGAAUAUGACACUACUUGAUCUCUUGCAGAUAGUUGAGAACUUUUUAGAGAAAUAAUCCAUUUAUCUUAACUGAUAAUUUAGACUUCGAUUGAGAGAAGAAAAUGUAUCAUAAACUAUUUAUCAAAAUUCAUCAUUUGUCCCUUGCAGUUCUAUUCUACCUGCAAAACAGAGAAAUUGUUUAAAUGACACGAGAACGUUUCCCACCAUAUACCUAAGAUUUCUAAGAUUUGUACUUUACACAUUUGAAAUUUUCCUACAUUUUUUACGAGCGAGAACUUCUGCUUUAAAAUUUCUUAUCUUCGAACAUGGUGAAGGGUGAACUUUAACUAUACGGUAAUGCUUUUGUUAUUGAGAUUCACCUUAAUUGCCGAUUUCGUUUCUUAAUUAAAUCUCGUUGCCUAAUGUUAGUAUGACUAUCAAUUAACUAAAUGCCAAUUUCGGGCUAUAGAAUACGAAACAUUCCUUGAGUCAUUUUGCAUUCCGGUGAAAUUAAAAUGAGAUUUUUCUGAUUUCAAGACUUGUAAAAUUAUUUCAAGUAAUUCACAUUCAUUAUGUCACAUAAUUGCUAUUCCAAGCUAAGUGACUACGUAUUCUCGUAUUUAAAUACGCUUCCCAGUCUCCCAUAAUACUAAUAAUCAUUGAAUAAAUAACUCGGUGAAAACAUAGAAUAUAAAAUAAAAUGUCUUUAAAUUACUUGUU